AUGCUGUCGGAAGGCACGUUGAUACUGUAUGUUAUCGAAAUGUUGGUGAAUACCUUCGGUUUGAUGGUUAGUAUAUUGUUCUUGUAUGUUUUGACAAAGACAAAGUUGUUUUUGAUUAAUCAAAAACUAUAUUUGGCCAAUAUUAUCAUUGCUAACAUUGUCACUAUUAUCAGUAGGUAAGACUUUUUGUGAAUCAUUUUUAAAAGCCAUUUUUAGUUAUUAAGACUAGGUUUUAAAUCAUUUUUUUAAAGUACGGUAUUAUAAAACUUCUGUAUAAUGAACCGCUUGAGAAAUUAAAGUCUUUUUCAUUAUAAAAGAAUCUUACUGUACUAAAUAAUUUGAAUUUCUUUUCAGUUAAUUGAAAGUGUUUUAGGUACCCAAUAGUGAUCCAAUUACUAUUUGAAAAAACUCUCUAUGGUACGUACUUCAACACUAAAAUAAAUGAGAUUCAUGACUUGGCUGGAAGUGUCAUUGUGAACAUGAUUGGUCAGCUUGUCAUCUUUUUAGACGUUACUCUAGUCGUAUUUGGCAAAGCCGACUUUAGUACUAUCACAUCUGUUUGCUUUUGUCUUUUACAGGUAAGUAAAGUUCCUCUGUCUAAAACAGAGGUACUCGUGACUCGAUUAGUUCUCGUUUUAAACCUAAUUUUGAAAAUUGAAAAGUUUUGAUUUUCAAAGUUAAAAGUAUAUGUUAAAGAUAAGUUAAUGUUGCAGUGGAUUCUUGGCGAACUGAAUAUCUACUUAGGAGCUCUAAACAUUCCCCCACCUUUGUACUCUCAAGCACUGAUGGAAUGCAUCAACUUUAUCUGUUGGAUGGCAUUUGCUGGCCUGAUUUACAUGGGUCGACUGAAAUAUCGACAGCAAACCGUUGGUGAUGUCAAACACAAAUACAAGGUAAGAUAUAAUAUAUUGUGAUUAGGUAAUACACAUAGAUCUGGUAUGCUUUUCCGUUGAGAGUAGCAUUGCAAAAACUAAAAUUUAAAAAUGAUAGUAAAAAAGUACCGUAAUGUAGUUUACAAAAUAAUAAUCACAAGCUGUAAAAUGUACGUAUAAUAUACAUGUUUAGAUCAGCAUAUCGCUUCGUACUCUAGCAGUGCUCAAGGUAAUGGCUAUUUGUAGCGCCAUUCGCAACUUUAUCUGUAUAAAUGUGAUAAUAUUGUUGUAUGCAUGGAUAAGACCAAAGUAAGUUGAACCUAUAAUUUCUUGUGCUAAUUGAAAACAUAUGCAACAUGUUCUGCACUUUUAAACCACAGUAAUUUUAAAAAAUAUUGUAAAAAAAUAUUUUUUUGGCAAUUUACAAUAGUAAAAUAUUGAAGUAAAACAAAUAAUAAAGACGAUUUACAGUAAAGACGUGGAUGGUGAACGUAUUGUGUCCUUCUUCUACGAUUUAACACUGUCAUUUUAUGCCGCCGCUGUCCCAUUUUUAAUGGUACUCAAUCAUGAGGAAAUGCACAAAACCUAUAUGUAAGUUGAUAUAAUAGUCGCUCCGCUAAGCCAAGGAUAUUAAGAUUCGUGUUUUAACCACUAAAAUGUUAUUCUAUCAGUUUUGGCCUAAAACAGUAUUGUUUUCAUUUUAAUUGUAACAAUUUAAGUAUUUUUUCCCACUUAAAACACUAUUCAUGUUUCAGUAAGCUAUGCAACCCAGCAGCAAGAACCGAAAUAUCUUUAAAAAACUCGACCUCUUUAAAUGAGACAAAGUUUAUGGCACGGAACGUAGUAGGCGAUGUGAUAACGCCAGUAGCGCCAGAUGAAGGUCAAUUCUACUUCCAACAACUUCGAGCCGACUGGAAUAUCCGCAGGCUGUCAGUUCAACACGCUUCACCAGCCAAGAAUCCCAUGUUUCAAAAAGUUCAUUCUAUUCAUUAGGAUUUUGAAUAAACUGUUACCUAAACUUGUAAGAUAGAAGCCAAGAUUUCAGACCCUAAACUGCGCAAAUCAUAGUUGUUACCUGAAAUUUCAAAAUAAAGAUUCGGAACAAGUUGGGCAGGACAACCAACGCUUUCUUUUGAUUCGUCUUCACCUUUUAGUGCCCUCAAACAGGAGAACUGUGUUGUGCUUGAUGUUGAAGACGUCUUCUUGAAGGAUAAACUUCUGGAAUUGAACAUCAAUGCACGCCACCCCAAGUCGACCGAUCAACUGGCAUAG
Messenger RNA from Bursaphelenchus okinawaensis, 2144 nucleotides. The record is from the annotation of a GenBank genome assembly. Lineage: Eukaryota; Metazoa; Nematoda; Chromadorea; Rhabditida; Aphelenchoididae.